GAUAGGUCUGACAGAAACAAUUGUGGCAGUGAGCAAUAUCUCUUAUCCGUACGAAAAACGGGUAGAAACCGGCACUGGACAUGGUAGCUAUCCGCAUCUGACACUGGGUGCUGUUUAAUAUCAUGCAACAAUACAUUUGGUGUAGUAUGAUAUGCUUCUAUGUUUAAAACAACCCAUCUCCUCGGAAUUAGCAGCUUCACCAGAAGUGACAACUAUCCAUACAAGCUGUACCUUGUUCUAUUGCCUCAGAUUAGCAACCGUAUUAAUGGCUAAUCCUCUGGUCAACCUCCCAGCGACCCGCUCUACGGCGCCAAACACCGACUCGAGCAACUUCGUUGGCAGUAUGCCGAGCCGACAAAGGAUCUCGUCGAGGUUGCAACAAUCCACCAUUGCCCAGAACAGCAGGCUACGUCAGCUGUGGACGUCCCGAUGGAUCCAUCCUCAGAGAAAGGCAUACCUCCAUGCCUUGGUUGACACGAGCAAUUGCUGGUCACUCAUACUCACCAUUUUCUAUAUAAAUGGUCUGGAUCAAGCGCUGUGCAAUGGCAUUCCGCCAGGCGUGGAAUUCUAUAGGAUUCACACGGCUUGGCAAAUCAUUCUUGCAGCAGUCGUGGGCGGCUCGCUCGGCUCUCUUUUCAAGACGAUUGGGGAAUGGAACGAACAGAUCCCUCGUCCGGGAAAGAACUUGGUCGUCGUAGGCCGCGUUCACCUGCCUUUGUGGUUGUACAUGUGCCUUACGCUUGUCGGAACAUUUACCCUUUCGUUUAUGGCGAGCGGAGGCCUGAGAAAGAUGCGCAGCUAUGCACGGGCGGCGCAGGCUCCUAGUGAACAGUUUCCAACCAACUGGGCCUGGUAUGGGGUUGUGACGGCGAUAUGUGAUAUCAGCCUAUUAGCGGUGGCUGCUGAUGCUAUCAUUCGGCACAAAAUGAUGGUCAGUCAGGAACGGGAUGUUGUAGAUGAUACGGUCGAUAAGCGGCCAGGGCAGUCAGGCUCGGCCUAA
Truncatella angustata is the source of this 1000-nucleotide messenger RNA. RefSeq lists its product as uncharacterized. The record is from RefSeq and is a predicted model, not a curated record. The transcript is spliced from 2 exons. NCBI's taxonomy places the organism in Eukaryota, Fungi, Ascomycota, Sordariomycetes, Amphisphaeriales, Sporocadaceae. The coding region runs from base 152 to 1000 and encodes 282 amino acids.